Messenger RNA from Xiphias gladius (swordfish), 3802 nucleotides. RefSeq names its product AGBL carboxypeptidase 2 (gene agbl2). The record is from RefSeq and is a predicted model, not a curated record. Gene Ontology annotation, biological process: proteolysis. Gene Ontology annotation, molecular function: zinc ion binding; metallocarboxypeptidase activity. NCBI's taxonomy places the organism in Eukaryota, Metazoa, Chordata, Actinopteri, Istiophoriformes, Xiphiidae.
GAGAUUCCCCCCUGAGCAUUUCAAAUGCAGAGAAAACAUCAAUCAUGGCUGUCUCUGCUAUCAGGACUUGGUGGAAUACCUACCAGCUGGACAAAUCGGACACCAAUGACUCUAACACAGAGGAAGAUGAGGAGGAAUUAGCAGGGAGGAGGCAGUUGUCCAUAAGCCUAAGUCAGACUCUGCGGACCAGGCAGCUGCUCAUAGAUUUUGAUGGUGGCAGACCUAUUUUGAGUCUCAGGGCGCCGCGGGACCUGGUUAACUUUCCAUCUAUCUCCUUCCCCCGUUGGCCGAUAGAGUGUGAGGUCAUCAGCGACAUUAUCCAUCACAUAGAGUGGGACCCCCAAGAGCCAGAGCCUUUUUAUCAGCCCACAGGACAGGAGAGGACACCGAUGCCAGCUGGAGAGGAGAGAGGGAGAGUGGUAUACUGCAUUGACCAUGCCACUAAGCGCCCAUAUUUCGCCUGCUCACGCGUCGGAGGGAGCCGAGGGCCCAUCAAGAGUGCAACUUCUGAUGACAUCAAUCAGACAGACUUCACCCUUAAUUUUGAGUCACGCUUCGAGAGUGGGAACCUUCAGAAAGCUGUGCAAGUGGGUGUCUAUGAGUAUGAGCUCACCCUGCGCACUGACAUGUACACCAGAAAGCACACGCAGUGGUUCUACUUCAGAGUCAGGAACAUGAAAGCUGGAGUGACCUACCGCUUCACUAUCAUCAACUUGAUGAAGAGCAGAAGCCUUUAUUCUCUGGGUAUGAGACCACUCCUCUACUCUGAGAGGGCUGCCAAGGAGAAAGGUGCUGGAUGGCAACGCACGGGCUCCAAUAUCAGAUACUACCGUAACUGCAAUCAGAAUCCAAAGGACAACAACAGUGACACGGUCGCCCUGUACUCACUCACCUGGACUCUCCAAUUCCCUUAUGACUCAGACACCUGUUACCUGACCCAUUGCUACCCCUACACCUAUUCACAUCUGCAGCGCUACCUUAGGCGUAUUUCUUCCAACCCAGCAGUUGCGUCAUACUGUAAAUUACGGGUGCUGUGCCAAAGUCUCGCUGGGAAUGCUGUGUAUAUGGUGACGAUAACGUCUCGGGGGGUUGGCAGGGUGGUGGGCAGGACCAAGAAGUCUGUAGUUGUGACGGCCCGAGUGCACCCUGGAGAAACCAAUGGGUCCUGGAUGAUGGAGGGGUUGCUGGACUUCCUGCUCGGGGACUCGGAAGAGCAGCUACUCAGGGAAAUGUUUGUUUUUAAGGUGGUGCCAAUGCUGAACCCCGAUGGUGUGGUGGUAGGGAAUUACCGCUGCUCUCUGGCAGGCAGGGACCUCAACAGAAAUUACAAGACAUUACUCAGGGAUUCCUUUCCCUGCGUGUGGCACACCCGAAACAUGGUGGAAAGACUGAUGGCCGAGACGGACGUAGUUCUUUACUGUGACUUUCAUGGCCACAACCGCAAAAACAAUGUGUUCAUGUACGGUUGUAUCAGCCGAGGUGAUGCUUCUCUGAAGCUUCACGAGAGAGUCUUUCCACUAAUGAUGAGCAAGAACGCCAGUAACAAGUUUUCCUUCAAGAGCUGUAAAUUCAGGGUUCAGAAGAGCAAAGAGGGAACGGGACGAAUCGCCAUGUGGAAACUUGGCGUCAGAAACAGCUAUACUAUGGAGGCCACCUUUGGAGGCUCCACUCUGGGCGACAGGAGGGGAACACAUUUUACUACUCGAGACUUGAAGUCCCUGGGCUUUCAUUUUUGUGAUACCCUGCUGGACUACUGUGACCCUGAUUCAACAAAGACUGCUUUCUGUCUGACAGAGCUUAAAGGAUUAUUGAGAAAGGAGGUCAGAGAGAGGCUGGGCAAAGAUUUGGGCACUGACUGUAACAUCUCUGUGUCUGACCUGGAAACCAGCACUAGUGGUUCAAAUAGUUCAGAUUCAGACGGACUCCCAGUUCAUUUACUGAGCCAGCCACAAAUUGUCCAUCCAGAGCAAACUCCAGUGAAGAAGAAAAAGAAACGUUUAAGGAGUCAUAAAGAGAGGAACAGGCUGCGACCAGAGAGAGUGAAGAACAAUGUACAGCCAAAGGUCCUGCAAAGCAACAUCAGAAAUAUUGAGUCCAACCUGCCACAUGAGAUCACAGUUAAAGAGAGCAUCCCAGUGGAGCCUGCUGGAAGGCACAGGAGAAAAUGGCAGGUAAAUGGUCUGAUGAAAAAAGCUGCGAUCCCUCCUCCCACCACUCACCCUGGGGAGGUCAGUCAGGUGACUCUGUGGCAGGGCUGCGAGCCUGUGGAGGACGACUGUCUGGAAAACAUGAGGGCUGCAUACCUGCAUCGCAGGGCAAAAGAAUGUCCACAUCUCAGUACAUACUCAGCUUGUGUUUGGCUUGUUUUCACAGAUGACCUGGGGAUGGAUACAGGACAGUGGAGAUGCUCCUCGCAGCUGCUGCACCUGAGUGCUCUCAUUCUGCCGUCACCAAAUUUCAUACAUCCCAACCAGCAACAGCAUCACUACCCCCGGAAAUCCUUCAUCUCCUCUAAAGUCUACAGAGGGCUGCCACCUUCCCUUACAAGGCCCUACAGGUCUCCCUCAUCCAUGCGUGUCAAGAUGGUUCCAGACAUUAUUUCAACAAAGCAGCUGCUGUCAAGUUUCACCAAUGACAAGUUCAACGGCCGGUAUAUUUAUGGGGACAGAAAUUCUUUACGAGUCUCAGAACGUUACUUUGUGCCUGAGGAUUCCUCCACCACACACGCAGAUACAACCAAGACUAAAAAGCAGAAUGAGGAACAGGAAGAUGAACCCUCAGAAGUUGGUUUGUCAUUGUUGAGAUGUAUACCACUUGGAGAGCAGAAGACGAGAGAUCUCACCCCUGACAUUCCCCCGAGAGAGAUUGAAUCACACAGAAAUUUAUAUGUGCCUUUGCUCAGGCCGAAAGACCUAAGAGGAAAAAGGCAAAUGGGUGUUUUGCCCCCUGUGUCAAAGCCUUCAGGCAUCAUGACAAUGAAACUUCCACAUCCACAGAGUGACACCCUGGCAAAGAGCAUCAGGCACCAUCACUCUGGAGGAAAAGGCCAAAUAAGUACAGAUCCACGAGAGGCUACGGUCACAAGACCAUCACAGUCUGCCCCACUUUAGGCCACAGUAUUUAUAUUCCUGGAACUACAGAUUGAUUUUUAUUCUCUCUGUUCUCUGGCCAGUGAUAUGAACCUCAAUUCAUCAGUGAAGAGGAAUAUAAUUUCUGCUCAAAUUUCAACAGAUCUGUUAAAAAACAGAUAUGCUGGGAUAAGAAUGGUCUUUUACCUCAUUUAUACAGAUCUCAUGACACAGGUCAAACUCGUGUCGUAUGAGUAGAAGGAGAGAAGUGAAACUCUAAGCAAUAGUUACUAUCCAACGGAAAUCUUUGUUUGAAGGUUAAUUAUAUGUCCUCUUUAAAUAUUGAUAAAAUUGAUACUAACUCUAUAAAAACGGUUUAUUUUUUGGGUUUUUUUGCAAAAUGUUAAUUAGAAACCCAAUAUUUUUUCUACUUAGCGUUGAUAUGAUUAAGGAUUAGUGGUUAAUUAAGGAUGACUAAGAUUAACUGAUGACAAAUCUUGAUGCUUGGAUUUUCAGAGGACACCACCACAAACUCUAUGAUGCAGUAGUUAGCUGCCACAGGCUGUGUGCUAUGUAGAUUUUAUACAUUUAUUUUAUUUAUUGCAAAUGUAUGAAAACAAAAAUACAAUCCAAUCCAAUACAAUAUAGUCUGAAUAAAAUACAAAAAGUACAUAUUGUCAAACGUUUUCCUAUUUAAUAACCAGUUAUGGAUAUCAAAUAUUCCCUGUAAUACG